Messenger RNA from Necator americanus (New World hookworm), 1599 nucleotides. RefSeq lists its product as uncharacterized. Lineage: Eukaryota; Metazoa; Nematoda; Chromadorea; Rhabditida; Ancylostomatidae. Bases 1 to 1599 code for a protein of 532 amino acids. The record is from RefSeq and is a predicted model, not a curated record. Gene Ontology annotation, molecular function: serine-type endopeptidase inhibitor activity. The transcript has 17 exons.
AUGGGCACAAAAUUUGUAGGGUGUGAAGACUCUUGGGAUUUCGUGCUUCCUGCGUUGACCUAUGCUUCGGAAACCUGGGGAUUUCGCAAGCAGGAAGAAAACGCGGUCUUCUUCAAAUUACUCACAUUCCAGAUGGUCACUACGGCACAUUCAGAAAAUUCAGUAGGAAACAUAGGGAGAGAGUUGACUCAAACACAAGUUCUCGCUUAUGCGAAUGCCCUCCUCGAAUAUGGCUUGUACGUCGUGUAUCAAUCAUCUCCAUUAGUGUUGGGUUCUACUAUUGUUCCAUCACCAGACCAGAAUUUUCCAACCUCUUCGACGAGCAACAUAUGUGUUAGUCCACUUCAAAUGAUCAGAGCAUGGGCACUUCUCUCUCUUGUUGCAGUUGGAAAGACAAAAAAAGCUGCUGAUAAAUUCCUUCGCUGCAUUACUUCCAAUCUGGUUACUAAAAAUGAGUCAAUCCAUGAAGUUCUCUAUACACUUCAAAGGCCAUUCGUUGAUUGUCCCCAGUGCAUUCGGCUUUUUAGCGAACAUCAACCUGCUGUCCCCAUCAAUCGAGAUAUUCUAAAGGUAGCUGAAAAAUACUACGGCACAGACAAAUCGCCUCCUUUUACUGAACUGAGUUUCGCUGGAGAUGAUGACGGUAUGGCUUCAACUGCCAGAAUAAAUUUAGAAGCAGAGAAAAGCAGUGGAAGGCACCUUAAUUUUGUGGUUCGCGAAGAGAACGGACCAAACAGAAGAGCACAAAUGGUUCUUGUAUCUGCAAUUGACUGCACAUUUUAUUGGAAGUUCGAUGGGAAACAAGGACCACUUACAAGAUGCCCAUUUUACUUGUCUUCUUCUAAAGAUGCUGAAGGUGUAAGCUAUGUGGAUGUUUGGCCGUGUGAAGGACAGUUCCGAUUUUCGAACAAUGGAGACGAACCGUUGCUGGAGUUGGAGUCUCAUGUUGACGGUUUCAAGCUGUACUUGUACAGGUGUAACCUAAAAGAACUCACAGCCAUAUCGUUCUUCCAAGCUAUUGAUUCAUUGCCAAGCACCAAAUCGAACAUGAAGAUUUGUGUGCCGAGAUUAUUCGUGAUGUUUCCUCUGAGAUUGUCCGAAUGCACCAACACUAAGCACAAGUUUGGUCUUCCUCGAAUUUUCGAUCGCGAAAAGUCUGAUCUUUCUGGAAUAUUCUAUCGUAGUCACUCGUUUUAUCCAUAUUUCGUCACCUUAUGGGAACAUUAUCACAAAGCAAAAUUCAAGGUGUAUCCUGGGAAGCCGAAGCCUGUUGACAAUAAUGUUAAGCAGAAGGGAUUCGCGAAGAUAGGCGUUGCUGUUGAAGAACGAUUAAUCAGAAGAAAACGUCAUCACUUCAUUGGCGAGAGUAGUUCUGACAAUGCACGUUUUCACAAAUACUUUGAAUAUGAAGAGGAGAAAGAACUACUCAAUGAUAAUAAAACUAAACAGAAUACUCCUCCGGACGACUCGUAUAUGAAGUUUGAUACGCCAUUCUUCUUCAUGGUUGUUAAAGAAGGAACGUUCGGUAGAAUGGUUCAUUGCGUCGGUCGAUUUAACAAUGUAACUGCAACAGAUCCCUUUGGUGUCUCGAUUGUUUGA